GAGAGCGAGUCGAGUGGAAGGAUCGCAGUUAGCCUACUUAGGUCUCGAUAUUUGCAAUGCUGUGUGCGCUAUUGUUUUACACCCCUCUAGAUAUGAGCUAGCCAGUAAUAAUCAUCCCACUGACGAGGCCUGCGACUCACUGCAUCAGAAGUUUAGGACUGAAACCGCGUAGGAAGAAAAGGAAAAGGGGUAGCUUCGGGCCGGGAGAGCCGAAGACCACAUCGCCGGCUUCCGGGGAUUCAGGGCAGCAUCGAGAAACAGCGGACGGCGGUCUUCGGAAGGGCGAGCAUCAAUACAUAAUUUGGAUAAACAACCACUACUGUAGUGGAACCCUAAACAUGUCAAGAAAGGUCCACAGAACCGAAGUAUGUGCCGACUGCAGUGCACCAGAUCCGGGCUGGACCAGCAUCAACAGGGGCGUUCUGAUCUGUGACGAGUGCUGCUCUGUGCACCGCAGCCUGGGACGCCACAUCUCCAUCGUCAAGCACCUGCGGCACAGCGGCUGGCCCCCUGCACUGCUGCAGAUGGUGCAGACCCUGGCCAGUAAUGGGGCUAACUCGAUUUGGGAGCACUCCCUGCUUGACCCAGCGCAGGUGCAGAGCGGCCGCAGGAAACCUAACCCACAGGACAAAGUCCACCCCACCAAGUCCGAGUUCAUCCGCGCCAAGUACCAGAUGCUAUCCUUCGUCCACAAGCUGCCGUGCCGCGAUGACGACGGUGUUACCACCAAGGACCUCAGUAAGCAACUGCACUCCAGUGUGAGGACGGGGAGUCUGGAGACAUGUCUACGGCUGCUGUCCCUGGGAGCACAGGCCAACUUCUUCCACCCGGAGAAGGGCACCACUCCACUCCACGUGGCAGCCAAGGCAGGCCAGGUUCUGCAGGCAGAGCUGCUGGUCGUGUACGGAGCCGACCCCGGAGCCCUGGACAUCAACGGACGCACACCCAUGGACUACGCCAGGCAAGCGGGCCAGGUGGAGCUGGCAGAGCGGCUGGUGGAGUGUCAGUACGAGCUCACAGACAGGCUGGCCUUCUACCUGUGUGGCCGACGCCCUGAUCACAAGAAUGGGCAUUAUAUCAUUCCUCAGAUGGCUGACAGAGCUCGCCCUAAGUGUCCGACACAGAGCCUGGACCUCUCAGAACUGGCCAAGGCAGCUAAGAAGAAGCUGCAAGCGCUGAACAAUCGAUUGUUUGAGGAGCUUGCCAUGGAUGUGUAUGACGAAGUGGACCGCAGGGAGAACGAUGCAGUGUGGCUGACGACUCAGAACCACAGUACUCUGGUGACGGAGCGCAGUGCGGUGCCCUUCCUGCCUGUCAACCCCGAAUACUCAGCCACACGCAACCAGGGUAGACAGAAGUUGGCCCGUUUUAACGCUCGUGAGUUCGCAACGCUGAUCAUCGACAUCCUGAGUGACGCCAAGAGGAGACAACAAGGGAAAGGCCUUAGCAGCCCUACCGACUCUAGUCUGGACCUGGGGGCCGACGACGACCAGCAUGACUACGACAGCGUAGCGUCGGACGAGGACACGGACAGCGAGCUGACCACUCAGAACAACAACAACGCACAGCGCAACAACCGGGCCAAGAGCAUGGACUCGUCGGACCUGUCGGACGGGCCCAUCACUCUGCAGGAGUACCUGGAGGUUAAGAAGGCCCUGGCCUCCUCCGAGGCUAAAGUCCAGCAGCUGAUGAAGGUCAACAACAACCUGAGUGAAGAGCUGCGCCGGCUGCAGAAAGAGGUGAGGAAGGGGGGUCCUGGCGGUCCAACACCCUAUGGAGGGUCGCACCUCUCUGGCUCCAUGGAGAUGGGGAGAUACAUGGGCCCUAAAGGAGAGAAGCACGGCAGUGGCACUGAUAGUGACUAUGACAACACUCACAUGUAUGAGCUGUCGCUAAGGGGGCGCAGCAGUGAAGAGGAAGGCCGGGGGGAUUCGGAGGAGUGGGGUGGGGGUGAAGGGGGUGAGCCGGACCCUACCCUGCCCUGCACCGAAGACGUCAUCCUCAAGACGGAGCAGGUGACCAAAAACAUCCAGGAGCUUCUGAGGGCCGCACAAGAGUUCAAACACGACAGUUUUGUUCCAUGCUCCGAGAAGAUCCACUCUGCUGUCACUGAAAUGGCCUCUCUCUUUCCCAAGCGGCCUGCCCUAGACGCUGUGCACUGCUCCCUGCGCCUCCUGGCAUCCAGCGCCUCCCGCCUCCAGGUGGAGUGUCGCAAGGCGGCUCCCUCGGACCCAUCAGCGCCCGCCGUCGACUACCAGCUGCUCACCCAGCAGGUCAUCCAGUGCGCCUAUGACAUCGCCAAGGCCGCCAAGCAGCUGGUCACCAUCACCACCCGCGAGAAGAAACAGUGACUGGGGUAGAGAGGGGACGGACAGGGGAGUGGCAAGGGGAGCUGCUAGACUGACAGAGGGAGGGGAGAGGGAUGGAGGUAGCCUCGAUUUCCAAGCUUCCUAGUCAAGUGAUGAACGUGACUUGGAAGGUUGGCAUCGCAAGGGAGAGAGAAAUACCAGCCAACGGGAGAAGCUAUAUUGGUUGCAGACUGAAAAGAAGAUCUCUGAGGAUGAAAUGAGAGGAAUUGAAGGUAGGGAAUGAAGAGCGGGGGAAGACCAGGUGGUUAUAUUAUAUGACAAUAGAACGAAGCUGAGAAAUGACUCAGCUCUCACUACUAUACCUGAGUGGACUGGGAGAGAGCAGUUCUGCGGAGGAGGGGACUCUGAAGAGAAGUGUGGACCAUUGAGACAGUAAUCACAUGUGGGGGAUGGGCACAGCACAACAGCGGCUCAGCUCUCAUCAUCUCACUAUGAUCUCACUCCGUUGUUCCUUUAGGGGGGGUAGGCUGGGACCGAGGUAGGCUGGGCCCGGGGUUGGGGCCAGUCAGUGUGGCCUACAAGGGGGCCAGGCCUUGGAAGAGAGACACACACUGCUCUACCCCUCUGUCUCUCAGACACUGCCUCCUCUGUAGUUCCAGGCUCUGCUAAGGAGGGCCCUUGCUACUCCCUCAGACCCCCUGGUACACUACAGCAUGUCUUGGCAUCGUGGACAAACGACUAGGUGAUGUUUUAUUAUUUUCAUGUAUUUUUUCUCCAUUUUUUUAUGCCAAUCCGUUGGCCUGUACCUCUGGGGACAAGAAUUACUGACUUAAGAAAAGAAACACUUACACUGGAAUAAUUGUGAUUUAUUAUUAUUAUGCCCAUUUGUUUUGUAUUAUUAUUAUUAUUAUUAUGGUCAUGAUUUACAUUAUCAUGUAUGUUUGCUUAUUUUAAUGUCGUCUCAUGUAUGAUGGUUCCUGUUCAGAGGACCAGGGAGAGCUGUGAGAAUACUCACUCGCCUUCUGUCUGACUGGGACUGGACACAUGCGCGCGCACACACACACACUAACUUGUGAAAUGGUCCUCAAACACUCCUGGAGCAGUCCAAUUCCUCCCGGGUGACAUUUCAGUCAUUUUUUUCUUCUGCCUGUCAUGUUCUAAUAUGUCAGUAGCCAUGGGGUUGAACAGAUGCCAAAGGGGUAGGGAAGGGGUAUAAUCUGCUAUCAGUAGAAAACGCCUUGGAAGCGGCAUGAUAUAUAUUACUGCAGCCAUUGGCUGCUUCAGUCGCUAGACAAAGCUCAUCUCAAUGGCACUACAGUGGGAUCCAUACAAAGUUCGCUCUUCAACAUAUGCCAACUCGAAGCAGACUAGCUAGAUAGGGAACAAAUGUUUUGUGACAACUACAAACUGCACUUGCUGUAGGUUUGUGGGGGCACUGGGGAAAGUGUCCCUGUUUUUAUACUGUGCUAAACAAGUUAACGGUCACACUUAGCUAAGUGACACUGACCAUAGCACUCCACGUAUUUAGUUUGAGUUCUUAGCUUCAAGGACUUCAGUGAUCGUCUGUCAGAUGGAUCUGGGUCGUGUUAAUUAGGAACUAAACGGAUGGAAAUGAACUGAAGCAGGGAGGGACUACUUGGACCCACACACACAUGGCUUGUGUGAUCCUGGACACCUGGAAGCUCUUCCAUGUCAGCUUGACCCAUGUUCACUUAUCCACAGGGUCCCGUCGUUUCACUAUCCGCCUGACUGUGCUCUCAUGUGAUCGAUAAUUGACGAACCUGUAGGGGAUGAGAUCCUUUAUCUUUUCCCAGUCAAAUCAUGUCCAAAAGAUUGUCAUAUGUAACGUUCCAAUCAUGAUUGCCUUUGCACAUCUGCUAGACUGGCUUAAUACGUAGUGAUGUUGUAGCUGUUUGGGUUCCCUCAGUUGAUUAUUUAUCGCCAUCUCUCACACACACACACACUGGGCCAGUAUAAAAUACUUCCCCAUUACAAUGUCCUCCUUUUACCUCUCAGACAACCUGUUAUAGAAUAGAGGCUUAUAUAUUAACAUAUUUUCAUCCUAUUUUUUUUAAGCUAUAUGUUCGUAUUGUGCUUGGGAGGUCAGAUCUAUUUACCCAUGGUGGGUUCCAGGUCUGAGGGGUAAGUGAAUAGGAUCUGAAGUCUGCCACUGGUUAGAACUAAACUCAUCUCAAGUCUGAGGGGAAAGGGCUGUUGCACAAUGCUACGCCUUUCCCCCUUCUUAAUGGACACUUUAGUAUAGGGUCCCUUUUUAGUGGGAAUGUUAGACGCACACAUGCAUCCCGCAUGCCAUGCACAGCGAACACACACUCAUGUUGUUCGGACAGUGGCACUGUGCCCCGUACUGUUUUCUGUGUAUCAUACACCUCUUCACCUGGGAGAUCAGUGAUGGGAGAAUAUCUUUUAACACAGGCAAAAACUGUAAAAAGUACAACAUUUUAAGAAAGGUCAAUUGUAAUGGAUCUCAUGCUGUACAUUUCUAAUAAACUAAAAAACAAGUGAAUUGUCCUAAACGUAUGUUUUUU
Molecule: messenger RNA, 4855 nt
Organism: Salvelinus namaycush (lake trout)
Lineage: Eukaryota; Metazoa; Chordata; Actinopteri; Salmoniformes; Salmonidae
Product: ARF GTPase-activating protein GIT1-like
Exons: 20
Coding region: 339-2351 (670 amino acids)
Biological process (GO): regulation of ARF protein signal transduction; brain development
Molecular function (GO): protein binding; GTPase activator activity
Source: RefSeq, a predicted model, not a curated record